Rhizophagus irregularis DAOM 181602=DAOM 197198 is the source of this 1620-nucleotide messenger RNA. The record is from RefSeq and is a predicted model, not a curated record. NCBI's taxonomy places the organism in Eukaryota, Fungi, Glomeromycota, Glomeromycetes, Glomerales, Glomeraceae.
AUGAAAUCCAUAAAUCCAUGUCAACGUCUUAAUAAGAGUGAAAAUAUUUGGAAUUUAGGUGUUAUAGAUAACAUAGAUUUUAAGGAAGCAACUUUUAGAUAUGGAAAUAUAUUUGAUAUGACACGUACCAGUACACAUACGACGCUCAGAAUGGUUUUUCAACACCAAAUGCCUUUUAAUUUGUAUGAAAAUAAGAAUGAUGAAAACCAAAAUAGUUCUCCACUUGAGUUAUUUGGUAUGAAUCAAAUGAUAAGUAAUACUUUGGAUAUUUUUGAUUCUGCUUUAGAUAACCUACUCAAUGUUCAAAUUAACUCUCAAGGCAUUGCAAUUUAUCAGACAAAUUUUGACAUGGCCAUUGUACAUGAUGAAAUCUUGAAUCGUGUUGAACAUGGAUGUAAAGUAGAACCUCCAAAUGUAGUUAUUUUAGAACCUGGUGGAGUUCCAAAUUCUGACAAGGGUAUUUUUGAAUCUUUAGAAAUGUACAAAAAAGAUUUUGAAUUAACAUCAGAACAGUAUUUAGAUGUAGUUGCUGAUGAAGCAAUAUUUCGAAGAAUAAUUAAAUUAACAGAUCAAUGGCCUUACCUGCGUCCUAUUCUUAGGCAAUGGCAUACGUCCAAGGAUAUGUGCAGUGUUUUGAUUAUUCUUUUUUCAAGUUAUGGAAUUUUUGAUCUUGCAAAUUCACUUGGAGUUAAAUUUUUGGAAAAAUUGGAAUCUGUUGUUGAUUAUAGGUCCACUGUUCGUAUUCUUGAAUUAAUAUGGACUGCAGUAUCUUUAGCAAUACGAAUCUACAUUAAAAAAAAAAAUAUUAGUAAGCAUGAAAUUUGGGAAAAUGCAAAUUUGGCGCUUCAAAUCUGGUACCUUUACUAUCAAUGGGCCAGAAUAUUUAAAGCUCAUCGUAUUGGCAUUCGAGUUGGAAAUUAUGAUUUACAAAAAAAUGCUUUAGCUGCAUUUGGUGGUUUAUUUGCUUCAGCAGCUAAAACUCGGUAUGCUAGUUCUGUAUGUCAUUUUCUUGGUAUUUUGGAAAAGUUUUCUAAACUAGAAGAUAAAUUGCGUUAUGCAGCUUCUAUUAAAAUAGAUAAUAAUAAAAAACAAAAAGGACAUUUUUUUGCAUACGACGAAGCUCUGGAGACUUUCAGAGUGAAAUUCAUAAAACAAAAUAUAACAGGAAACGUAGUUAAUAUGAAAAAUUUAAAAAUGCAAAUAAAAUCAGUACAAACGGAACGUGAUAGAAUUAAAAUCUUAUUAUCUGAAUACCUUAAUGAUCCAACAGCAUCUACCGAAAAUCAUGCAAUAAAUCAAAGAUAUGAUGCAAUGUGGAAUUUAGUCAAAAUUCUCCUCCAAGAAUUUGACCAAACAAAUGAAUCAUUUUUAAAUAGUAAUACGUGGAAAAAUGUUUACCGAUCACAACUAACAGUUGAAGGAGUAAUUCAACUUAAGAAUUGCUUCUCUGAUGGAAUAGUCCGCAUGCAAGCAAUUUAUUAUGAAGAUGUUCUUAAGACCAGACCAACUCAGCCCGGAAGAAGCAAAUUGGGCACAUCUAGAUUAAAAAUAUUGAAUUUUCAAAAAGAACUCAAAGAAGCAAAAAGAAAUAAAAAACAAUGGAACAUUCACGAACUAUAG